Molecule: messenger RNA, 693 nt
Organism: Diaporthe amygdali
Lineage: Eukaryota; Fungi; Ascomycota; Sordariomycetes; Diaporthales; Diaporthaceae
Exons: 1
Coding region: 1-693 (230 amino acids)
Source: RefSeq, a predicted model, not a curated record
AUGCCCAAGCUCACUUACCAAGUCGCGAACGCACCAGGUCGGAUAUUCGGCAAGAACUCCAACGAGCUGGUGUUCAAGGAGCCAAGCGCGAAUGCCGUUAUCUACAGCACAUCCACCGAGACCGGGUGGGUCAAGAGCACAAAGAAGUAUGUCUGGCGUGGACAACCAAGCGAGAAAGAAGGCGGCAUCUGCAUCGCGACCAUCGACGAGCCGAGCUAUGCAACACUUGCAGUGCACCCGUCGCGGACGGCAGAGACCGAGGAGGCAGAGUCCGCAUCCGAUGAUAAGGCCAAGCUGAAGCUCAAGAGCACUUGGUUUGGAAGUAACAACCGCACCGUGACGUUCCGAGGAAUCACGUACACAUGGACGGGGACGUCCAAAAUCACGGAUAAGGACGGCAAGGUGGUCGCCAAGAUGGCGAAGCCGUGGUUCUACCAGGGAAAGCUCGGCGACCUGGAGAUCGACAUUGACGACGGCGAGGAGGGCCGCGAGGUGCUGGAGAUGGUCCUUGCUACCUAUGUUCAGCGCUGGUGGGAGGAGAAGGUCAAGGCGGAGAAAGCUGCCGAGGAGGCAAAGGAGCAGAAAGCUAAGGAGAAAAAGGCCGCUCCGGCUACGGUCAAGUCACAGAAGCAACAGGAGAAGAAGGAAAGUGACAACAAGGAAGAGGCGCAAACGCAGGAACCAAGCUCAUGA